UGAUCUUAUCGGUGUCACAAACGGUUCGAUCAUUGAAUCAGCCAAUCAAAUUCGAGAAUAAAAGAUCCAACGGUCCUUAGAGUCUCAAACACGUCAACUCAAUUUUACACACUGUCACUCGUAACUCAGUAAUCGGAAACUCGUAACGCAGAUCAUUCAAUCAGCUAAACCCUUAGCAGAUCACACACGAAAACUCAGUGCAAAAUCUCUGUUACAAUCGCCGGCCGGAAGAUCGGACGACGAAAAUGUUGCCGCCGGAGCUCCAUCCGCGGACGUUCCGUCCGUACAUCUCCGCUUCAACUAGUGCUCCGUCUCUCCCCACCUCCUUCGACGGCAUUUACAGUCCCGAACGAAACCCUAACGGUGGUAGCAGCAGCAGCUCCCUGAACAGUAGAUCUCUACGAAGCUCUCGAUUCUCGCCGUCGGCGUUCGUUCACAACGCUCGAAUCGCUGUCGCGUUAGUUCCUUGCGCUGCUUUCCUUCUUGACCUUGGCGGCACUCCCGUCGUCGCUACGCUCACAUUAGGUCUCAUGAUAGCUUACAUCCUCGAUUCACUCAAUUUCAAGUCCGGUUCGUUUUUCGCCGUAUGGUUUUCACUCAUCGCCUCUCAAUUUGCUUUCUUCUUCAGCUCAUCACUGUUCGGAACUUUCAAUUCGAUCAUUCUCGGCCUAUCCGCUGUAUCAGUUUGUAGUUUAGCGAAUUUCUUAAUCGGUGUGUGGGUAUCGCUUCAGUUCAAGUGGAUUCAAAUUGAAUAUCCAACGAUUGUGCUUGCUCUCGAGCGGCUAUUGUUCGCUUGUUGUCCGAUUAUUGCUUCUACAGUUUUUACCUGGGCAACUGUCUCUGCAGUUGGUAUGGUUAAUGCUGCUUAUUAUCUUAUGGUGUUUAACUGCAUUUUCUAUUGGCUUUUUUCGGUGCCUCGUUUAUCGUCGUUUAAACUGAAGCAAGAAGUGAGUUACCACGGUGGUAGGGUUCCAGAUGAAAAUUUUAUCCUUGGGCAGCUUGAGAGUUGUGUGCAUACGUUGAAUCUCUUGUUUUUCCCUCUUUUGUUUCAUAUUGCAUCGCAUUACUCGGUUAUAUUUGUCUCUGCGGCUUCUAUUUGUGAUCUGUUUCUGCUUUUCUUCAUUCCUUUCUUGUUUCAACUGUAUGCCUCGACGAGAGGGGGGUUAUGGUGGGUGACGAAGAAUGAGCAUCAGUUGCAGAGCAUUCGCGUGGUGAAUGGAGCUAUUGCUUUGUUUGUUGUUGUCAUUUGUUUGGAGGUUAGGGUUGUGUUCCAUUCGUUUGGACGAUACAUUCAAGUGCCACCGCCGUUGAAUUACCUGCUUGUCACUAUAACUAUGCUGGGAGGGGCAGCUGCAGCUGGUGCUUAUGCUCUUGGUAUGGUUUCUGAUGCUUUUAGCUCACUAGGAUUCACUGCUUCAGCUGUCAUUGUAAGUUCUGCUGGAGCGAUCGUGGUGGGGUUUCCUGUUCUGUUUGUUCCACUCCCAGCAGUAGCAGGAUUUUAUUUGGCUCGUUUCUUCGCGAGGAAGAGUAUCUCGUCAUACUUUGCUUUUGUUGUGCUUGGAAGCUUGAUGGUUAUAUGGUUCGUAAUG
Nicotiana tabacum (common tobacco) is the source of this 1589-nucleotide messenger RNA. The record is from RefSeq and is a predicted model, not a curated record. Lineage: Eukaryota; Viridiplantae; Streptophyta; Magnoliopsida; Solanales; Solanaceae.